This is a messenger RNA of Trifolium pratense (red clover), 1139 nucleotides long. Its product is annotated as fasciclin-like arabinogalactan protein 3. Gene Ontology annotation, cellular component: plasma membrane. The coding region runs from base 14 to 871 and encodes 285 amino acids. NCBI's taxonomy places the organism in Eukaryota, Viridiplantae, Streptophyta, Magnoliopsida, Fabales, Fabaceae. The transcript has a single exon. The record is from RefSeq and is a predicted model, not a curated record.
CGGUUUCGGUAAAAUGUGUGGAAAGAUGGGAUUUAAAAGCUCUUCUUUUCUUUGUUUGACUAUUUUCUUUGCAAUCUCAUCUUCCAUUCAUGCAUUUAACAUCACAAGAUUGUUAGGUCAAAAUCCUGAUUUUUCGACCUUCAACAAUUACCUCACCGAAACCAAGCUUGUCAAGCAAAUCAACAGCCGCAACACUAUCACUGUCCUCGUCCUUAGUAAUGGCGCUAUCUCUUCCAUCUCCGGAAAAGAUCCAGAGGUUAUCAAGGCGAUCUUGAGCACACAUGUAAUCCUUGACUAUUUCGAUGAAAAGAAGCUCAGGAAGGCUCAAGGUACUGGAGAAUUGUUGACCACCCUUUACCAAUCCACAGGCCUCGCUGUCAACAACCAAGGGUUCCUUAAGGUUAAACUCAACGGUGAGGGUGUGAUCGUCUUUGGAUCCGCUGUGGUUGGUGCACCGAAAGAUGAUGAGCUUGUCCAAACUGUUCUCUCCAUACCCUACAACAUUUCCAUACUCCAAGUUGCCAAACCUAUUGUGCCCCCUGGAAUUGAUACACAACUUGCCCCACCGAAGGGUGCUAUGCCUCCUGCGGCAUCAGCCAAGGCUCCAGUGCCGACUACUGAAGCCCCAGCAGCUGAUGCAUCUAGCCCUUCAGAGGAAGUGACUUCUCCUCCUUCACCAUCUGAAGUUAUCACAGACUCCCCAGCGGAAGCCCCGACAGCUGAUGCACCUAGCCCAUCUUUGGCUCCUGGUCCUGGUGACGACGAAGGUGGUGCUGCAGAUGCCGAAACUAAUCAUAGCAGCUCUUCAAGGACUGUUGUAGGUUUGGUUGGAGCAAUGAUGUGCUUCACUUCUCUCUUGUUUGUUAUGUAGAGUGAUGCCAAAUAACAAUGUUUAAUGGUCGUUUGAAUAAAGAAAGAACAUACUAUAAGGGUUGUUUUGUUAUUGAAACUAUUUGUCAAUUGCAUAUCAAAUUGUCUAGUGUGUUUUAGUAUUUAUUAUAUUUUAAUGGAAAAAAUGUAUGAUUUUUGUCAAUAUAUUUAGGAUUCAGGAUGCUCCAAUAAUUUCCCUUUUUAUUUUUGUUUUUCAUUUUCGUAUUGAUUACUAUUACUUACUGCAAUUAAUAUGUAUGAAUUCCCCU